This is a messenger RNA of Penicillium subrubescens, 225 nucleotides long. RefSeq lists its product as uncharacterized. NCBI's taxonomy places the organism in Eukaryota, Fungi, Ascomycota, Eurotiomycetes, Eurotiales, Aspergillaceae. The transcript has a single exon. The record is from RefSeq and is a predicted model, not a curated record. The coding region runs from base 1 to 225 and encodes 74 amino acids.
AUGUCCACGUUGGCUAAAGCAUGUGGAACCGUUCAACAUCAAAACAUCAACACCAUCAACACCAUCAACACCAUCAACACCAUCAACACCAUCAACACCAUCAACACCAUCAACACCAUCAACACCAUCAACACCAUCAACACCAUCAACACCAUCAACACCAUCAACACGUCAACACAUCAGUACCAGUAUCAACACAUGACCAGUCUUUCCCGCUAUUCAUAA